This is a messenger RNA of Tachysurus vachellii, 1312 nucleotides long. Its product is annotated as cathepsin Z. Gene Ontology annotation, molecular function: cysteine-type endopeptidase activity. The coding region runs from base 49 to 1020 and encodes 323 amino acids. The transcript has 6 exons. The record is from RefSeq and is a predicted model, not a curated record. NCBI's taxonomy places the organism in Eukaryota, Metazoa, Chordata, Actinopteri, Siluriformes, Bagridae. Gene Ontology annotation, cellular component: lysosome.
UAACUUCGGCUUUACUCGGCUCUAGCAUGGGCUAGACCGGAACGCGCAAUGCAUUGUGGAUGUUCAUGGCCAAUAUUUACAUUUGCGCACUUGAUACGCGGCCGCUUUGAGGAUUUAUUGCACACCAUGACUCUCAUCACCUGUGCUUUACUUUGGCUGUUAUUUGUUUUGGAUGUAAUUUGUGUCGAUAUAAUAUCCAGUUCCUGCUACAAACCAGUCAAGUUCAACAGACCUACGUUUAUUAGAACCUAUCCUAGACCUUAUGAGUACUUGAAUAUCACUGAGCUCCCUGCUGUCUGGGACUGGCGUAACAUUGAUGGGAAAAACUAUGUGAGUGUGACACGAAAUCAGCAUAUCCCUCAGUACUGUGGCUCCUGCUGGGCCAUGGGCUCCACCAGUGCCCUUGCAGAUCGUAUAAACAUCAAAAGGAAAGGCGUGUGGCCGUCAGCUUAUCUCUCCGUCCAGAAUGUAAUUGAUUGUGGAGGGGCAGGGUCUUGUUUUGGAGGCGAUCACCUGGGUGUGUAUGCUUACGCACAUCACAAGGGCAUUCCAGAUGAAACCUGCAACAAUUAUCAGGCCAGAAAUCAAAAGUGUGAUCCGUUUAACCAAUGUGGCACCUGCUCAUUCUUCGGGUCCUGUUCUGUCGUGAAAAACUACACUUUGUGGAAAGUAGGAGACUACGGUGAGGUUUCAGAACGAGACCGGAUGAAAGCUGAGAUCUACAAAAAUGGCCCAAUAAGCUGUGCAAUCAUGGCAACUAAAGGUCUCGAGGCGUAUAAGGGAGGCGUCUUUGCAGAGUUUCAUGUCAUCCCACUCACGAACCACAUCGUAUCUGUGGCGGGAUGGGGAGUCACUGAUGAUGGAAUAGAGUACUGGAUAGUCAGAAACUCCUGGGGCGAGUUUUGGGGUGAUGCAGGCUGGGCAAGGAUAGUCACCAGCGCAUAUAAAGCGGGUAAAGGAAACUGGUACAAUCUUGCCAUCGAGCAAUCCUGUGCAUAUGGAGACCCCAUAGUGGCCUAGAGGAAGAGCAACUGUUGAGAGUGACCCUGUCCACAUGUCCAGAAAGGAAUCCAACUGAGUGCAAUGAAUGAGAAUGUGUUUGCAAUAUGAUUAAUUUUUUUAUUUAACGUGUAUUAAGCAUUAUUAUGAAGCGGUUAUGGAAAUCAAUAGUUUUCUUUAUUGUUUAUUACAAUGUUUGGAAUUAUUUUUCUUAAAAUAACCUUGUUUUGUAAAAUAUUUAUAUUUUUUAAUUGUUAUUUUCUAAUCAUGCUGCGUCAGAAUUUAGGAGCGUGAUAACAAUAUUGCUUAUGGA